UUGAACAAAAUGGAAAAUUCAAUCAACAAUAAUUUUCCGAUAGAGAUAAAACGUGUUGAAUCAAAAACUGCCGAAGAAUUGAUGAAAUAUUUCACUGGAGAGCACACCGGAUUCGUACGUGUGGGCCCCAAAGGCUACUUCAUGCCGCAUAAGUACACACAACAAGCCUCCAACAUCUACAACAUGGAAGUCAGACCGAGUGAUAUUUUUGUAACUAGUUAUCCACGAUCCGGAACAACUUGGACUCAAGAACUAGUUUGGAUGGUUGCAAACGACCUGGACUACGAAACCUCUAACGCAAUACCUCUCACUGAACGAUACCCAUUUUUGGAGUUUUCAGUUUUCGUACAUCCUGUUAUGAUGAAACGUUUUCAAGAGGAGAACAGGGACAGCGAGAGAAAGAUAAAACUUUUAGAGUGGGUGACACAACCAGCGACUGAGCAACUCGCUCUUAUGACCAAACGGCGCUUCAUAAAGUCACAUCUGCCACUUUCCUUACUACCACCUAAUCUCUUAGAUACGGCUAAAGUUGUCUACGUCGCCCGCGAUCCUAGAGAUGUUGCUGUAUCUUUCUAUCAUCUCAACAGAGCAAUGCGCACUCAGGGAUACAUUGACGACUUUAAGAAAUACUGGAAAUUCUUUAUUAGUGAUUUACAUCACUGGACUCCAUAUUUUGAACAUCUGAAAGAAUCCUGGGAGAAGAGACAUCAUCCUAACUUAUUGUUCCUGUUUUACGAAGAACUUUCUAAGGAUCUGCCAAAAGCGGUGCGUCGAGUCGCCGAAUUCCUUGGCAAAUCAUUCACAAAUGAACAGAUCGUCAAACUGUGCGAACAUCUCAGCAUUGAUAACUUCAAGAAUAACAAGUCUGUAAACUAUGAUGUGAUGAAGGAACUAGGAAUUUUAAUAGCAGAUGGACAGUCCUUCAUCAGAAAAGGUAAAGCCGGUGGAUGGAGAGAUUACUUUGACGAAGAAAUGGAACAAGAAGCUGACAAAUGGAUGGAAAAAAAUCUACGCGAUACUGACUUACGUUUCCCACAUUUAAAACAAUAAUUAUUCACAGCAUGUAAAAAAAUCUGUCUUAAUUAUUUAAAUAUUAU
Molecule: messenger RNA, 1097 nt
Organism: Papilio machaon (common yellow swallowtail)
Lineage: Eukaryota; Metazoa; Arthropoda; Insecta; Lepidoptera; Papilionidae
Product: luciferin sulfotransferase
Exons: 7
Coding region: 10-1050 (346 amino acids)
Biological process (GO): sulfation
Cellular component (GO): cytoplasm
Molecular function (GO): sulfotransferase activity
Source: RefSeq, a predicted model, not a curated record